Colletotrichum graminicola M1.001 is the source of this 3321-nucleotide messenger RNA. RefSeq names its product PH domain-containing protein. The record is from RefSeq and is a predicted model, not a curated record. Gene Ontology annotation, molecular function: protein binding; GTPase activator activity. Gene Ontology annotation, cellular component: cytoplasm; endosome; trans-Golgi network. NCBI's taxonomy places the organism in Eukaryota, Fungi, Ascomycota, Sordariomycetes, Glomerellales, Glomerellaceae. The transcript has 6 exons. The coding region runs from base 1 to 3321 and encodes 1106 amino acids. Gene Ontology annotation, biological process: intra-Golgi vesicle-mediated transport.
AUGGGCAUCGUUAGCAGCAAGCCUGAGGACGGGGCCGCCCUCUUUCUUAGAGACCAGAAUCGACUAUCCAUAGCCUCUUUAGUCAUUUCGAACCCGCGAAGGCGUUCGUCCAUAAACAUCGUUCCCAAUGCUUUCCCUGCCACCAAAGUAUCGGCUUCGCGCCCACUAGGCGACGGCAGUCCCAUAGAAUUUGUCCAGGACACUGAAGUCGUUACGAGCCCUGGUGGCCUCCCGAAUUUCAUACUAAAGCUCACCUACGACGACGAGCUUGUUUUCAACUUUACUUUCGUCAUCCGCCAGGGACAGCAGUUCGUCACGAACGGCAGCGCCGACACCGUCGCUACGGUCGAUACCCAAAUCAGCGGACUGACAUAUGUCUACGCCUCGACGCCGCGCGAGGUGGAAAACUUGGUAACAAGAGAGUUCCAUGCGGACCCAAAUCUACACAAGAACUCCAACGUCGAAUUGGUGGGCGACUUUAGCACCGGCGGCAACCCAUCAGUAUCCUUCGAAUGGACCUGGAAGUGGAAGCCACCAAAGAAUGUGGAAGAUAGGGGCGGCGGAUGGAGGAAUACUUGCAGUUUCGUCGAAUACGAUCCCCGCAACCACUGCCUGCACACUUUGGCUAGCUUCUCCUACUGGGUUUCUAAUCCAGCUUUGCCACUCAGCCACCCUAACUCGCCGUCUCCUCCUUUCCUCUUGACCGCACCUCCCAAGAUCCGAGUUGCCUCAUCUCAGUCUGUCGAUUCUCGAAUCAGCCACAGCGAACUAGAAGAACCCUCGUCGCCGCUGCCAGGCAAUUUCUCUUCUACCACUAUACUCUCCGGGCCACAAUCUGCACAGGAACCGAUCAAGGUGGAUGUCGCGUGCCCCAAACCAACCGAUGAUGUCCUCGUUCCAGACGAUGGCCCGGUCUUCAGAGCAACAAUAAAGGCAUUGGAACAAAAGACGGGCAAUAUGCGGACGCAGAUGAAGCGCGUGCUCAAGAUGGCUAAACAGGCGCAUGAGGCGCAGGUAGAAGCCAACAAGAACUUCUCCGAAUUCAUCGACACCCUUCGCGAAGCUUCAUCCACAAACGCCAAUGCCGUACAGCCGGCUAUUGAACACUACUUUGACAAAAUUGCCCGCGAAAUCCUUUCGUACGAGCGAACAAAUACGGUUAAUCUUAAGCGUAUCGUGAUCGAUCCGCUGGACAAAUUUUACACGGUAGAUAUUAAACAAGCCGAGUCGAAGAAACGUGAUUUCGAGGAAGAAAGCAAGGACUACUAUGCUUACGUCUCGAGAUAUCUUGGACAGCGCCAUGACUCAGUCAAGGCUAAGAAACUGGCAGAAAGCGACUCCAAGUACCAGACGAAGCGCCGCAACUUUGAGCUCAAGCGAUUUGACUACUCAAGCUUCAUGCAGGAUCUCCAUGGUGGCAGGAAGGAGCAGGAAGUGCUUUCACACCUUACAAGGUAUGCCGACGCUCAGACCAAAGGUUUUCUGGAGGCAGCCAAAAAGAUCGACACUUUACUGCCACAACUGGAGGCGCUCUCGAGCGAAGUGCAAGAGGCCGACAAGGAAUAUCAAUACCAGAGGCGGGAACGGGAAGAGAAGAGAAGACUCCUCGAGAAGAGCAACCAGCCGUAUAACGAGCCAGACCUUGGACCGGCGCCUGGCACCAGUGCUGGCCAAACCACGGCCUCAAACGGCAAUGCACAGGUCUCUGACAGCGAUCUUGGCCGCGCCGACAGCACAGGAUCGCAGCUGAAGCUUGGGUUGUCCUCGGGGUCGAACCCUUCGGUGGCCAUGUCAUCCCCUGAGCUGACCAGGUCACCCGGCAGCCUUGGCAAUUCCUCGGUUGGAAGUCCUGCUCAAGCUUCGAAAUUCAAGGGCAUCCGUGACUUGGAAGAGAAAGACUACGGCCAGCUGUCUAGCGCCAGCAGCAGCGCCCAGCGCAAAGAGGGUCUGUUAUGGUCUCUGAGCAAGGCUGGCAGCAACCAUGUAGACCCGCGUAACCUGAACAAGCAGGGUUGGCACAAGUUCUGGAUUGUCCUAGACCAAGGCAAGCUCUCGGAGUAUAGUAACUGGAAGCAGAGGCUGGAUCUGCACAAUGACCCCAUUGACUUGAGGAUGGCAUCCGUCAGAGAGGCGCGCAAUGCAGAGCGCCGGUUCUGCUUUGAAGUCAUUACGCCCCAGUUCAAACGCGUAUACCAAGCCACAUCUGAAGAGGACAUGAACAGUUGGAUCACGGCCAUUAAUAACGCAUUGCAAAGUGCGGUUGAGGGCCGCAUUAUGAGGGAUAAGUCUGCUCCCAGUGAUUCAGGUCAUAUUAAGAGAGACAUUGGCUCCAUCCUCACAGGAAAGAGCCCUUCCGUUGGGCACAACAGUAGUCACACAAACUCGAACAGUGCACCACCCGUCCGCCGGAUCACGGUUGGCGCUCGGCCCAGCACGCACAGGUCCACUAGUUCAACAUACGACGAGAAUCCAGACAAGCUACUGCAACUGCUUCGCGACAACGAUCAAGGCAACUGCUGGUGCGCCGACUGCGGGUCGGGCACAAAGGUCGAAUGGGUUUCAAUCAACCUAGCCAUCAUUCUUUGCAUCGAAUGCAGUGGCAUUCAUCGCUCCCUCGGCACACAUAUCAGCAAAGUGCGAUCUCUAACUCUGGAUAUCAACUCCUUUACCUCUGAUAUUGUCGAGCUCCUGCUUCUUGUUGGCAACAGGGUGUCGAACAUGAUAUGGGAAGCGAGGCUUGAACCUGGAUUGAAGCCGACGCCCCAGGCAACGAGGGAGCAGCGGCUGAGGUUCAUUACUGCUAAAUACGUCGACAAGGCCUACGUGGAGCCGAUCUCAGCUACUCUCUCGCGCUAUGCAAACCCCGAAGAUACCUUACUAGCGGGUAUCAAGAAGAACGAAAUUCAGCAGGUAAUCUAUGCACUGGCUUUACGAGCCAACCCCAACGUCACAGACAGAUCUCGCGGAACGCACGCCGUAUUCUUGGCCCUUGCGGCUGCCGAUCCCGCCUCGCCCUCUCCCACUCCGGGGCAACCUCCGGAGACGGACAGAACGGUAACGUUCCCGGUGGCAGAGAUGCUCCUUCAAAACGGAGCAGAAAUACCGACGUCGAUGCCGGCUUUCCCAUUAAGCCGCAGCGCACAGAUGUACAUUGAAGAGAAGCGAGGACGGAAUACGGGGGGGUUUUCGAGUGAUGCAGUGGGAUCACUGCCCAGCAACCCUAGCUCGAACGAAAAGCUCCAGCGGGAGAGGGACGCUCGGCUACAGAAGAGAGUAAGUGCAGGAGGACGUCUGGCUAAGAGCCCGAUUCCGGAAAGGUAG